AUGUCACGAUUAUUGGAUCUCAAUUACCAGCUAGCCUAUUACAAGGCAUACCAUUUUCAUCCUAAAAACGUUGGGAUACACUUGAUGUGUAUUCCAUUAAUAUUUCUCACAGGGGUGAUCAUGGCAGGUGCUGUUGACUUGGGACCCGUCUCCCUUGCUCAAGCCGGAAUGAUCGGUUAUGGUAUUUAUUAUCUCUUGCUGGAUCCAGGUAUGGGUCUUGUCUCCCUGAUAUUUGUCUUUGCAGCGGCCUAUUCUUCUACAUACCUUCAUUCUCAUUUCCCAAGCUCUCAGGUCAACUUCUAUGCGUUGGGUGUUCAUGUUUCUGGUUGGAUUGCACAAUUUUUCGGUCAUGGAUACUACGAGAAACGGGCUCCUGCAUUACUGGACAACCUUAUUCAGCCGCUAGUUUUGGCACCAUACUUUGUUCUGUGGGAGAUUGCGUUUGAAUUUGGCUACAGAAGAGAUCUGAAGAAGGCAAUGGAAAAGCAAGCGAAACAAAUGCGCAAUGAAGCUGAGCGGAAGCGAUCAAAAGCCAGCACAUGA
This is a messenger RNA of Ogataea haglerorum, 543 nucleotides long. RefSeq lists its product as uncharacterized. NCBI's taxonomy places the organism in Eukaryota, Fungi, Ascomycota, Pichiomycetes, Pichiales, Pichiaceae. The coding region runs from base 1 to 543 and encodes 180 amino acids. The transcript has a single exon. Gene Ontology annotation, cellular component: endoplasmic reticulum. The record is from RefSeq and is a predicted model, not a curated record. Gene Ontology annotation, biological process: sphingoid catabolic process.